This is a messenger RNA of Molossus molossus (Pallas's mastiff bat), 2460 nucleotides long. RefSeq names its product kinesin light chain 3 (gene KLC3). The record is from RefSeq and is a predicted model, not a curated record. NCBI's taxonomy places the organism in Eukaryota, Metazoa, Chordata, Mammalia, Chiroptera, Molossidae. Bases 821 to 2335 code for a protein of 504 amino acids. The transcript has 13 exons. Gene Ontology annotation, biological process: axo-dendritic transport. Gene Ontology annotation, cellular component: kinesin complex; membrane-bounded organelle; cytoplasm. Gene Ontology annotation, molecular function: kinesin binding.
UCUGAAAGAAAAAUAUACCUGGGCGUUGGGUUGUAUUUCCAAGAGCGGAGUGUGUGAGUGUGUCUGCCUGAGUCAGUGUGUUGCAUUAGGUUGUGCUUUGAAGGGAAAGUGUGGAUGUGUAUGUGAGUGUAUUGAGUUUUAUAUUUUUAGAGGAGGAAGAGUAUGUCCAGAAUGUGUUGUAUUUCUGAGAGGGGAUUGUGUCUUACAUUGUAUUUCUAAGAAUCCCUUCUGAGGUGUGCAUUGAGGUGUAUUUCUGAGAGGAGUGUGUUUGUGUGCAAGCGUGUAUAUGAGGGCUCCAAGGCACCACCGACUGUGUCGUUGACUUUGUCACUCACAUACAACCAUAUGAAGUCCCACGUGUAAGACCCCCAUCAUGAUCUGGGUCUCAAACCCUCAACUGUCACAUGGCCAGUGACAUCCAAGAGCCACACCUGUCACACGUGUGUCCCAACACGCCUUGGGCUGGCUGGGCCUGUCUGCAAUGGAGGGCGGAGCCCCUUUUCCCUCAGGGUCUGUCAGCUCCCCAGGCCCCAGGAGCCCACCCCUGGGGUCCCUCUCACUGACCUCCCCAUCUAGAGGCCUCCUCUGCUUCCGACACCCCAGCCCCUUGGCCCUCUCCUCCAGUCCCACCUCCCAGCCCCAGCGGUCUGACUGGUUCCCAACAAAAACACCCUAAGAAUGAGCUCACAGAGUGGCUGCCGCCUCCACACACCCCACCCCACACACCCAGCAGAGGAAGGUGCCUCCAGUUCCAGGCCACACAGCCAGGAGGUCUGGGCCAGGGUACCCCUGGGGUGGCGAGGGCUGACCAGGACCAGCAAUGUCUGUGCAGGUGGCAGCCCCCGGAAGUGUGGGGCUGGGCCCAGAGCGCCUGAGCCCGGAGGAGCUGGUGCGGCAGACACGACAGGUGGUGCAGGGGCUGGAGGCCCUCCGUGCAGAGCACCGUGGCCUGGCCGGGCACCUGGCAGAGGCCCUGGCAGGACAGGGCGCGGUGGCUGGCUUGGAACUAUUGGAAGAAAAGCAGCAGGUGGUGAGCCACUCGCUGGAAGCCAUCGAGCUGGGGCUGGGCGAGGCCCAGGUGCUGUUGGCCCUGUCGGCGCAUGUGGGCGCCCUGGAGGCUGAGAAGCAGCGGCUGCGAGCCCAGGCCCGGAGGCUGGCCCAGGAGAACACAUGGCUGAGGGAGGAGCUGGAGGAGACGCAGCGGCGACUGAGGGCCAGUGAGGAGUCCGUGGCCCAGCUGGAGGAGGAGAAGAGCCACCUGGAGUUCCUGGGGCAGCUGCGGCAGUAUGACCUACCCGCGGAGGGCCAGCAGCCUGAGUCCCCCCCUCGCCGAGACAGCCUGGCCUCCCUGUUCCCCAGUGAAGAGGAGGAAAGGAAAGGUCCUGAGGCGGCGGGCGCUGCAGCGGCUCAGCAGGGUGGCUACGAGAUCCCGGCGCGCCUUCGGACCCUGCACAACCUCGUGAUCCAGUACGCGGGGCAGGGCCGCUACGAGGUGGCUGUGCCGCUGUGCCGCCAGGCCUUGGAGGACCUGGAGCGCAGCUCAGGCCACUGCCACCCUGACGUGGCCACCAUGCUCAACAUCCUGGCACUGGUGUACCGGGACCAGAACAAGUACAAAGAAGCCACAGACCUUCUCCACGAUGCCCUGCAGAUCCGAGAGCAGACACUGGGCCCUGACCACCUCGCAGUGGCUGCCACCCUGAACAACCUGGCUGUCCUCUACGGAAAGCGUGGGCGGUACCGGGAGGCGGAGCCCCUUUGCCAGCGUGCCCUGGAGAUCCGUGAGAAGAUCUUGGGCACCGACCACCCGGAUGUGGCCAAGCAGCUCAACAACCUGGCCCUGCUCUGCCAGAACCAGGGAAAGUUCGAGGAGAUGGAGCGGCACUAUGCGCGAGCCCUGAGCAUUUAUGAGGCCCUGGGCGGGCCCCAUGACCCAAAUGUGGCCAAGACAAAGAACAACCUGGCCUCAGCCUACCUGAAACAGAACAAGUACCAGCAAGCAGAAGAGCUUUACAAAGAAAUCCUCAGCAGGGAGGACCUGCCUGCCCCUCUGGGAACCCCCAACACAGGCACAGCUGGUGAUGCAGAGCAGACCCUUCGUCGGAGCAGCUCGUUCUCCAAGCUCCGCGAGUCUAUCCGGCGUGGAAGUGAGAAGUUGGUCUCCCGACUCAGAGGCGAGGGGGCGGCGGGAGCAGCCGGGAUGAAGAGAGCUGUGUCACUCAACACGCUGCACAUGGAUGGUGCAAGGGCUGCUGGGACCCAGUUCCCCAACCAGCACCUGAGUGAGGCCUCUCGGGCCUUCAGCGCCAGCACCCAGGACCUGGGCCCCCGCUAAUGUCAACCGGACCGCAUGGCCGCAGUUCUCGGGGACAGGGUGGGCACAGGGGAGUCCUUUCGUCUCCCUGCGUGGCGCCCCACCACUUGGGGACACCAGGUAUAUGGGGCUGCCCUCUCCUGUGA